This is a messenger RNA of Hibiscus syriacus, 2961 nucleotides long. RefSeq names its product serine/threonine-protein kinase BLUS1-like. The transcript has 22 exons. The coding region runs from base 593 to 2701 and encodes 702 amino acids. Lineage: Eukaryota; Viridiplantae; Streptophyta; Magnoliopsida; Malvales; Malvaceae. The record is from RefSeq and is a predicted model, not a curated record. Gene Ontology annotation, biological process: protein phosphorylation. Gene Ontology annotation, molecular function: protein serine/threonine kinase activator activity; protein kinase activity; ATP binding.
ACUCGACUAAAUCGUAAAUAAAUAAAUAAAGAAAAAAGACAAUUGAAGUAUUAUUUAUUUAUGUUAUUGCAACUGUGAAAGGUGUAAGAUUCGAUCCAAGGAUCUGAAACUUGACAGUGUCUAUUUCUUUUUGGUAAUUGGCACAAUAGUAAUCAACAGUUUCUAAAUUUUUUUCGACCAAUAAUAUUGUUGUCUAAUGGUUAUCGUUUGAGCCGUCUUUGCAGACGCAAAAAAAGAUCGAAAUUUUAGUCUACGCGACGUGGUAUUGUGAAGGUAGUAUGAAGGAGUUGGUGAGGUUGGGAUUCAAUGCAAAUCAGGUUUUCAGACACUACUUUGAUUUGAAUCCGCUGAAACUCUAGGAUUUUGGGUUUAAACUGUUUCUCCAUUCAACAAAAAAGUGCAUGUAAGGCCAUUAACUUGAUGAAGUCAAUGUACUUGAAUACUGCUCCGCAUUAAAGAAGAGAAGAUGCUACCAAACUGGAAGAAACCCCACAUUAUAUUGACAAUCCAAUCGUUAGUUGAAUUCUUGUUUUUGUUAAUCGGAACAUCUAGAAGUAAAGAGGGUGGUAAGGGUAUGCUGUGAAAAUAAACCAUGGAGCGUCCUUUGGAGAAAAGGUAUCCAGUCAAUGCAAAAGACUAUAAGAUAUAUGAGGAAGUUGGAGACGGUGUCAGUGCCACUGUGUACAGGGCUUUAUGCAUUCCACUUGAUGAAAUUGUUGCUAUCAAGGUUCUUGAUUUGGAGAAGUGCAACAAUGAUCUGGAUGGCAUUCGCAGAGAGGUGCUGACCUUGAGCUUGAUUGAUCACCCAAAUGUAUUGCGGGCACAUUGCUCAUUUGCUGCUGGCCAUAACCUUUGGGUUGUGAUGCCAUACAUGGCUGGGGGGUCCUGCUUACAUAUAAUGAAAUCUGAUUAUCCGGAAGGUUUUGAAGAGCCUUUCAUUUCAACUGUGUUGCGUGAAGUUCUUAAAGCUCUUGUUUAUCUGCAUGCCCAUGGGCACAUUCACAGAGACGUGAAGGCUGGGAAUAUUUUAAUUGACACUGAUGGUGCUGUCAAGUUGGCAGACUUUGGGGUAUCAGCAUGUAUGUUUGAUAGUGGGGACAGACAGCGUUCUAGAAAUACUUUUGUUGGAACUCCUUGCUGGAUGGCUCCAGAAGUUAUGCAGCAAUUGCACUGUUAUGAUUUUAAAGCAGACAUCUGGUCUUUUGGAAUAACAGCACUUGAACUUGCUCGUGGCCAUGCCCCGUUUUCCAAGUAUCCACCAAUGAAAGUUCUGUUAAUGACCUUGCAAAAUGCUCCUCCUGGUCUGGACUAUGAAAGGGACAAGAGGUUCUCAAAGUCUUUCAAAGAGAUGGUAGCUACCUGCCUGGCGAAGGACCCAAAGAAACGUCCAACUUCAGAGAAACUUUUGAAGCACCGCUUCUUUAAAAAUGCACGCUCCUACAGUUAUCUAGCUCGUACAAUUCUUGAUGGCCUUGCUCCAUUGGGAGAACGUUUUAGGUUGCUUAAGACAAAAGAAGCUGAUCUUCUUGUCCAGAAUAAGGCUCUCUACGAGGACAAGGAGCAAUUAUCACAGCAAGAGUACAUAAGAGGAAUCAGUGCCUGGAAUUUCAACUUAGAGGAUUUGAAAAGUCAGGCUGCACUUAUUCAUGAUUAUGAUGAUAUCCUAAGUGCAGAAGAUCAAGAAGGGAGCAAGAAGCAAAGGGACAUGCAUGAUGUAGCCGGAUUAUCAGCAGAGAAUAUGUCCCCAGAAACAGCUUGUAAUUCUGUUGCUGCAACUAGCCAGGAGGAAGGGCUUAGUGAUCUUCAUGAUUUGGAGAGUUCACUAGCUUCUUUUACUAUUAAACCUCCCCAAGCACUCAAAGGCUGUUUUGACGUUGUUGAAGAUGACGAGGGUGCAAAUAGUGCAAAUAGUCCAAACCAGAAAGGUGUUACCCAAUUAGAAAGUGAACGGUUCAUUACAAACUCAUCAAGAGCUUUGGACCAAGAUGCUGGAAGAUAUGAGGGUGAGAAUUCUCGGCAAACUAGCUCUUUAUCAUGUCAGGUCAUUCCACAGCAUAAAAAGUAUUGGAGCGGUUCACUAAUACCUGAAAACCUUCCUCCCCAAAAUGUUACAGGAAAUGGGGAUAGGGACUUCCUACAGCCUAAAUUUCAAUCUGAACGCAACCACAGUGGUCCAUUGUUCUAUCGCCAGAGGAGAGAAACACAUAAGACCUCACCUGAGGAGGCAUUGGAGGGACCAGUUGUUCAACGGGGCCGCUUUAAGGUGACUUCAGCUGAUCUCAGUCCUAAGGAACCAUCAAACUGCAGUUUUAACCCCGCAACUGGAGGUUUAACCAGUCUGACAUCUCUAAACACGACAACUAGUUUAUUUCUGCCAUCUCUACAAAGUAUCUUGCAACAGAACAAUGUGCAAAGAGAAGAGAUCGUUAGACUGAUCAAGUAUUUGGAGCAAACAUCUGGCAAGUUUGAGGACUCCGCCGAGGUGUGCUCAAAUGACCUUUUACAGAUGCCACCACCUUCUGCAAGGGAGAAAGAGCUGCAAUCUCAGGUGCUUCAGCUGCAACAGGGCAUUGGGAACCUUUCUGAGGAAUUACAGCGACAGAGAUCGAAAAACAUGCUGGAAACCAAAUUCAUUUUACUUCCCGUAACCACCUUGCAGUUAGAGAAACAAUUAAAUGCAUCAACCGAAAACAAAGAGUGAAGGCAAGAGAGUGAAGUUUGGGGGUGAUGAUUUUCUAUAUAUGAAACUGCCGGAUUUUUUGGUGCCAGGGUUCGCAAGGAUUCAAAAGGUGUUGAGGCAUGGAAGUGUGUGUUUUUUUUAAUGUAAUUUCUAGUGUACCAUAUCCAUGGCCAGGGUUGAGUAUUAAGCUGGACUUGCAAAUUGAGAUCCCAUUGCUUGAAUCUCAAGAAACUUGUAAUUUAUUUGCAGUAUUUUGUAAUACGAUUGUAGUCUCUUUCUCU